Molecule: messenger RNA, 1238 nt
Organism: Macrobrachium nipponense
Lineage: Eukaryota; Metazoa; Arthropoda; Malacostraca; Decapoda; Palaemonidae
Exons: 3
Coding region: 760-1101 (113 amino acids)
Source: RefSeq, a predicted model, not a curated record
UCACAUUUUCGAAAUGUGAAGUACUAGUUCUUGUUGUGUACUGGCUUUUACACCAAUUCCAUUAAUAUCCGGAAAUCUACCUACAGGGAGACCUGUAAUUACAUGGAAUUAUGGAUGUAGAGAGUAACAUGCCAGAAAUUCGUAAUAUGAAAAUAAUUAUGCUUAUAAAAGACACGGAAAAAAUUAUCAGUUCGAAAAAGUUUGUCAUUUUGUUUCAUCUGAAGCCCAUUUUUCUCAGUAUUUUACGUCCUUUAGCCAUGAUAUGGACGCAAUGUCGUCAAAUCGGUCAGUUUUCUUUGUUUCGGUCAUUAAUUCUUAAAUUGGUUGUUUAGAAGUGCGACUUCAACCGACCAAUCAGGUCCUUGCACUUCAGAUGUCUCUUAGCUAGAAGACCAAUCAGAAUCUAGGAUUUUUGUAAAGAAAAAAAAAAAAAAAAAAAACAGUUGUCAUUCGUCACAGCCCACAGGCAGAUUUUCAGUCUGAAAAAUAUUUAUCUGCCGGUUGCCGUUUGGCUGUUUUAGUGUCUCUGGUGGGUGUUCUGUGUGCAAGCCGCAAGGAGCUUCGAGUUUCUUAUUGCAAAAGGUGUUGUAAUUACAAACGUUGACUGAACUGGAACGCAAUUGAGAUCAUAGUACAUUACGGUUCCUGUUAUUCUGAAAUGGAGCUUACAUGCAGAGAUAUCAUUAAAAAUUCUCUUAUUAUGGAUGGAGAGGAGUGCAGUUCGAGAGCUGAGUUAGUUGAUCAAGGAAUGGCUAAGAAAUGCAAGGUGUUAUGAUGACGUCACCAUUACUGACUGGCAUCGCGUUAUAUACUAAGUAUGGCUUGGCGGUCGAAUUGACUAUAGGGGGAGGCAAGGAGGAGAGGCUUAACAUCCACUGCCAAAGGUUAGGUAGACGAGGUUCCCAUCCACUGCCAAAGAGAAAGGAAGACGACGACAUGAGUAUGAGAGAGAAAGAGGAAGACUGUAUUUUACAGAUUGAUCCUGAGGAUAUGACCAAGAAAGAGAGAGGGACUCGGGUGAUAUUAAGAGUACGAGAAGAGGCAAGAGGUUCUCCGGAAACCUACAAAACCUUAGAUGCGGGUAAUCCAGCGCAGUUAUGAAAAAAAUCAUCUGGACGCCUUAUCUUAAACACACGAAUUUAAAAAAAAAUAAAAAUGAGAUUGAUUUUUUUUUUUGCUGUGCUGGGGUGUGAGGCUGGAUCUGGCAGGUCUGGAUUUGUAAUGCUACUCUUUUUGAA